AUGACUGCAGCUGGGUUAACAACUUACUUUCAUCCUGGAAUAAAUCUGAAGAAAAUCCAUUACUACAGCAUCAAACUCUAUGAAAAAUUGGAGGAGGAAACUGGGCAGGCUGUGGGAUUUCAUCAGCCAGGCAGCAUCAGAAUUGCUUCCACCCCUACUAGAGUGGAUGAAUUCAAGUACCAAAUGACGCGAGCUCGUUGGCAUCCAACAGAGCAGUAUCUUAUUGGGCCUGAGAGAAUACAAGAGCUGUUUCCCAUAUUGAACAUGGAAAAGGUUUUAGCUGGCCUGUAUAACCCUGGAGAUGGUCAUAUUGAUCCCUAUUCUCUCACUAUGGCCUUGGCUGCAGGAGCCAGGAAAUAUGGUGCCCUAUUAAAUUACCCAGUCCAAGUGACAAAUCUGAGCCCUAGAUCAGAUGGGACCUGGGAAGUUGAAACUCCACAUGGAAUAAUUAGAACAAACAGAAUUGUGAAUACAGCAGAUGUGAAACUGCAUUCCCAUAUCCCUGAAGGGGAAGAUUUUUACUGUUUGACUGGCUUCUGGGCUCGUGAAAUAGGCACAAUGAUUGGACUGCACCAUCCUCUCAUACCUGUUCAUCAUCAGUAUGUUGUCACAUCAACUAUCCCUGAAGUGAAAGCCCUGAAAAUGGAAUUGCCUGUGCUUCGUGACUUAGAAGGAUCAUAUUAUCUAAGACAGGAAAGGGAUGGGCUUUUAUUUGGUCCAUAUGAAAGUCAGGAGAAAAUGAAACUACAGGAGUCAUGGGUAACAAAUGGAGUCCCACCAGGUUUUGGAAAGGAACUUUUUGAGUCUGAUUUAGACAGAAUAAUGGAUCAUAUUGAGGCUGCAAUGGCAAUGGUGCCAGUCCUGAAACAAGCAGACAUCAUUAACACAGUUGCUGGUCCUAUCACAUAUUCUCCAGACAUUCUUCCUAUGGUGGGACCGCAUCAGGGUGUCAGAAAUUACUGGGUAGCAAUUGGCUUUGGAUAUGGCAUUAUCCAUGCUGGAGGUGUCGGAAAGUAUCUCAGUGAUUGGAUUCUAGGUGGGGAGCCUCCUUUUGACCUGAUAGAAUUAGAUCCCAAUCGCUAUGGAAAAUGGUCCACCACCCAAUAUACAGCAACAAAAGCAAGAGAGUCUUAUGGAUUUAACAACAUUGUUGGUUAUCCUAAAGAAGAAAGGUUUGCUGCCAGACCUACAGAGAGAGUCAGUGGGCUUUAUGAAGUGCUUAAAUCUAAAUGCUCAAUGGGUUUCCAUGCAGGAUGGGAGCAACCUCAUUGGUUCUACAAGCCUGGAGAUGAGAUUGGAUACAAACCCAGUUUUCGGCGCACAAACUGGUUUGAACCUGUGGGUCGUGAAUAUAAGCAGGUUAUGGAAAAAGUUGGUGUGAUUGACCUGACACCAUUUGGCAAGUUUAUUGUCAAAGGGAAUGAUUCAGUUAAACUGUUGGAUCACCUGUUUGCAAAUGUCAUUCCAAAGGUGGGUGCUACAAAUAUAAGUCACAUGUUAACACCGAGAGGCCAAGUCUAUGCUGAGCUAACCGUCUCUCACCUAUCUCCAGGGGAGUUUUUGCUGGUAACUGGUUCUGGGUCAGAGCUCCAUGAUCUGAGAUGGAUAGAAGAGGAGGCACUGAAGGGUGGCUACAAUGUUGAGAUUAAAAACAUUACAGAUGAGAUGGGAGUACUUGGCAUAGCAGGUCCAUUUGCACGAAAGGUUCUCCAGAAACUGACCAUUGAGGAUCUUAGCGAUUCUGCAUUUAAAUUUCUUCAGUCCAGACAUAUUAAACUUUCUGAUAUUGCUGCUACUGCUAUUAGGAUAUCCUAUUCAGGUGAACUGGGUUGGGAACUCUACCACAGAAAAGAAGAUUCUGCAACUCUGUACAAUGUUAUCAUGGAAGCAGGCCAGGAAGAAGGAAUCGAUGACUUUGGAACUUAUGCUCUGAAUGCCUUAAGGCUGGAAAAAGCUUUCCGGGCCUGGGGAGCAGAGGUUUGA
Gopherus flavomarginatus (Mexican gopher tortoise) is the source of this 1983-nucleotide messenger RNA. RefSeq names its product dimethylglycine dehydrogenase, mitochondrial-like. The record is from RefSeq and is a predicted model, not a curated record. The transcript has 13 exons. Bases 1 to 1983 code for a protein of 660 amino acids. Gene Ontology annotation, molecular function: oxidoreductase activity; protein binding. Lineage: Eukaryota; Metazoa; Chordata; Testudines; Testudinidae. Gene Ontology annotation, cellular component: mitochondrion.